UUAAUUGAUAUGGACAUUGGACAAAAGAAAGGUAGUUUGAUUCAUGAAGUCCUUGAAGAACUGCAAACCGUUAUCACUUGCAACGCUGGUUUAUUAUAAUAUAAUUAUUAAAACCAUACCUUGUUUACUAAUUCUAUGAACAAUGCCUUCAUUAUCAUAAUAUAUAUUACAUAUUAAUGAAAUAUUUCAUUAACCACCAAACACAUAUAUGUUUAUAUAUUGCAACUAGCACAUCGCGCACCCACUUCCCACCUUAUGCAUCUUUCUGUGAGAAAUUCGGUCAAAAUCAAUCCAAAAGGAGUAGAAAGAUCGAUCCAUCUUUUGAUUUGGUGUUUAAUUUGCAACAUCUUUGGAGUACGAAUGUGAUUUUAUUCAAAGUAUAGUAAGUGCUGCCACCAAAAUUAGAGAUGGUUUGUAAGCAUGGAUAUGGUGACUAGAAGAAAGACGGUAUCUUCAGAGUGUUUGCUCCCAAUAGAUGGUGGGGGAUUAUAGUUGUUUUGUAUUGGUAGGUGUUUUUCCUUUCAUGUUUCGUGUAUGUUUUAACCAUCUCUUAAUCUUAUGGGAUAGAAUCAUAGAAAUGUUCUCAGAAAUUUGUAUGAAUAAGCUUCUUUUUCUGUCAAAAGAAAAGGACUGUAUUUUCUCUUGUUCCGAGUGAGAGAUAACUAGUUGUAAACUGUUACUGGCUCUCAAAUGGACUGCAGUUGUCAAUUUGUCAUGUAUUAUCAUUAAUAAAAAAUGUUGGUAUGUAUAAAUGGUUGGGUCUAUCUUACUGCUCUCCAUUUUAGCAUUGAACCCACUUUAUGCAGCAAUCACAUGGAGACAAGAAUAAAGUACAAAUGCUAAGCUUUGAGGUCAGAUAUAUUUGGGUAGCAACUUAUGGUCCAUCUGACAAUCAAGGGAAAAAUUAAUUAGUUUUUAGGCUUAAUUGCACUUUUGGUCCCCUAAGUAUCACAAUUGUGCGAUUUGGGUCCCCUAUGUUUAAAACGAGCGAUUUACAUCCUUAAUGUUUCAAAACGUGAAAAUGUUACCCCUCCGUUAACCCUCCGUUCAAAUCAUUGACGGCAGAUGCCUACAUGGCUUUGAUUUAUUACGUGGAACGGUUAAAAAAUAAAAGAAAAAUAAUUGUAACCUGAAUCAGAAAAGAAAAAAAAAAACCCAAGCCCAUAUAAAUACAAAUUUGUAACCCUAAAUUCCCAAAUCCUAUCCUAGAAUAGAAGUGCAAUCUGAGAGAGGAGAGUAGAAGCGUGAAGAAGCUUCUUCUUCAUCCAACGGUGAAGCUUUGAGAUUCAACAAUGGCAAGUGGUCCCAAAACGCGUGGAGGAUCGAGUAGUCCACCGAGUAGCGCACGAGGAAGGAUUCCAAGUCGAAAGGAACAUGUGGUCCCUGAAGACACAUGCGAGGAGACCGCCUUUUUCUUGAUUACGGGGGAGAAGAUUCCAACACACAUGCGUUUCAGGCCUGUUGGAUUGAACUCAGUGACAGCUCAUAUUUGGCAUGGAGGGUAUUUUGUGGAAGAACCUAGGUUUGAAUAUGUGGGGGGUAGUUGUAAAUCUCUACCGAACCGGGAUAGUGAUCAAAUUAACUCCAUAGAAGUGGGCAACGUGGUAACUGCACUGGGUUAUGACAUUACCUCUGUAAAAUGUUUGUGGUAUAGAAAUCCUGUGUUGGGCUUGUUCAAUGGUAGGAGACCCUUUAAUGAUGAUAAUGAUGUGUUCCAGUUUCUGAAAGAUGUUCAGGGGCAUGAUGAGGUUGAUUUCUUUGUUGAGCAUUGGAUGCAUACUGUGCCUCUCAGUGUUAUACCAGGUGACAGGGUUGAAGUGAAUUGUGAGAGGGAAUUAUCUGUUGAGAUAAUUGGGGUGAACACACAAGGAUCUAGUGAGGUUGAGAAUGGUGAUGAGGUUGUAAGUGCUAUAAAAGUGGGUGUGCAAUCUGUGGAGGAGGUGCUUGUGCAAAUUGUGGAGGAUGGUGAGAAGGAUACCCAGAAUUCUGAUGAGUUUGUGAAGGAGAAGCAAAAAUCUGUGGAGGUGAAUGAUCUGGGAGCACAUUCUGACAGUGAGUUUGAUGAUUAUGAUGAUGAUUCCUUUGAUGAAGAUUAUGAAGCAUCUGAGGAUGAGGAGGAAUCUGAUGCCAUUAGCUUGGAUGAUAGUGACUAUGAUGAGAGUUGGGAUUGGACUGCUAGCCUACCAUCUCAACCAAAUGGAUCUGUUGUAGUACAGGCUGUUCAAGCUUCUUUAAAUCCCAAUCCGGCUGAAUUUAAUGAUUUUGAGAAUGAAGAUGGUGACAGUGAUGAUUUAGAAACCCCACCUGGUAGUGAUGAUGAUGAUGAGGUUGAAAGGAGAAAAUUUCCCAGAUUUAAGCCUAGUGAAGAUGACGUGGAGAUAAAACUUGAGAAGGGGCAAAUAUUCACUGCUAAGAGUAUCUUUAUCACUGCUGUGAAGGAAUAUGCACUGCAGAAUAAGAAGAGUAUACAUUUUGAGAAGAAUGAUUCCAAGAGGGUUGUAGUUAAGUGCUUGAAAGGGUGUCCAUUCCAUAUAAGGGCAGCAAAGUACUCUGAGAAGACCUAUUUCCAGAUUGUGACACUAAUGCCUGACCAUACUUGCCACAGGACAUCAAAAAAUAGACAAGCCAGGACCAGUUACAUUGCAAAAAAGUUUGUUGCUACUCUUAGGCAUUCCCCCACACUGAAGGUGAAAGCUUUGGUUGAGGAGGCAAAGACAAGGUGGGGCAUAGUUCUAACCAGAUUCCAGGCAUAUCGAGCAAAGGUCAGGGCACUUGAAAUGAUUCAAGGGGCAAUCUCUGAGCAGUAUUCCCAUCUGAGGAGCUAUGCAGAUGAACUCCUAAGGAGUAACCCAGGCAGCACAGUGAUUAUUAAAAGCACAGUUGGGGUAGUUGGUCCAGUUUUUGAAAGGAUCUAUGUAUGCUUUGCUGCUUGUAAAACUGCCUUUGCAACCACAUGCAGACCCUUGAUAGGAUUGGAUGGAUGUUUCCUAAAGGGUGUAUAUGGUGGGCAGUUGCUUCGUGCUGUGGGAAAGGAUCGCAACAACCAGAUGAUUCCCAUAGCAUUUGCUGUGGUAGAAGCUGAAACAAAAGAGUCAUGGACUUGGUUUCUGGAACUAUUGUUGUCUGAUUUGGACAGAAUUCAGCGUAGACCCUGGUGUUUCAUUUCAGAUCAACAAAAAGGCUUGGUGCCUACUUUGCAGGAGAUGAUUUCCAGUGUAGACCACAGGUUGUGUGUCAAGCAUUUGUAUGGCAACUGGAGGAAAAAGUAUCCUGGUGAGGAGAUGAAAGGAGCACUUUGGGAUGCAGCAAGAGCAAGCACGGAGCCAGAGUUUGAUAGGGCCAUGGAGAGGUUGAAGACAUUGAAUGAAGAAGCUUGGAAAGACAUGUGUGAAAUACCACCUAAGAUGUGGAGUAGGUCAGCAUUCAGCACCUAUCCUCAAUGUGAUCUCCAAGUCAACAACAUGUGCGAGGCCUUCAAUAGAGCCAUCCUGGAAUAUAGAGACAAGCCUAUAAUCUCACUCAUUGAAGGUUUGAAGUUUUAUCUGAGCAAACCAAAAAGAUCCACAGCACAAAGUUUUACAUCCAAUGAAUACUUCAAGAUACCCAACCAGCCAAAGGAAAUAAAGAUCCACAUGCUCUCAGCCACUUGAGCAAUUUCCAAUCAGCAAACAGAAUGAAUGUAUCACACAAACACAACCAGAAGCACACUACCAGCCAGGAAUUGUAACAAAAAUCCCACAGAUGACA
Molecule: messenger RNA, 3747 nt
Organism: Lotus japonicus
Lineage: Eukaryota; Viridiplantae; Streptophyta; Magnoliopsida; Fabales; Fabaceae
Exons: 5
Coding region: 1293-3650 (785 amino acids)
Source: RefSeq, a predicted model, not a curated record